Pipra filicauda (Wire-tailed manakin) is the source of this 2458-nucleotide messenger RNA. RefSeq names its product dystrobrevin beta. The transcript is spliced from 10 exons. The record is from RefSeq and is a predicted model, not a curated record. Gene Ontology annotation, cellular component: plasma membrane; synapse. Gene Ontology annotation, biological process: synaptic signaling. The coding region runs from base 182 to 1105 and encodes 307 amino acids. Lineage: Eukaryota; Metazoa; Chordata; Aves; Passeriformes; Pipridae. Gene Ontology annotation, molecular function: zinc ion binding.
CCGUUGGAGCGCGGCCGGGGCUGAGGCGGCCCCGCCGGCCCUGGAGCCACCCGGACCCCGCGGGAACCCACCGGGACCCCUCGACCGCGGCCCGGGACAGGUCGUCGGUUAAAUGUUUGGAGAAGGAACCGAGCCCAGGAAAGUGGGAGCUGCCCAGAGAGGCUCCUCAGUGUGAUCCAGGAUGAUUGAGGAGAGUGGGAAGAGGAGGAGGACCAUGGCAGAGAAGAGGCAGCUGUUCAUGGAAAUGAGGGCUCAGAACUUCGAUGUCAUCCGGCUCUCCACGUACCGAACCGCCUGCAAGCUGCGCUUCGUGCAGAAACGCUGCAACCUUCACCUUGUUGAUAUCUGGAAUAUGAUUGAAGCCUUCCGAGAUAAUGGCCUUAACACUUUGGAUCAUAACACAGAGAUCAACGUGUCCCGGCUAGAAACAAUCAUUUCAUCCAUCUACUACCAGCUAAACAAACGCCUUCCUUCUACUCACCAGAUCAGUGUAGAGCAGUCCAUCAGCCUGCUCCUCAACUUCAUGGUAGCAGCAUAUGACAGCGAGGGCCACGGGAAGCUGACGGUGUUCUCAGUGAAAGCCAUGCUGGCCACCAUGUGUGGUGGGAAAAUCCUGGACAAACUCAGAUAUAUUUUCUCUCAGAUAUCAGAUUCCAACGGACUAAUGAUAUUUACCAAGUUUGACCAGUUUCUGAGGGAGGUUCUGAAGCUCCCCACGGCCGUGUUUGAGGGGCCCUCCUUCGGCUACACGGAGCAUUCCGUGAGGACCUGCUUCCCUCAGCAGAAAAAGAUCAUGCUAAACAUGUUUUUGGACACGUUGAUGGCUGAUCCUCCCCCCCAGUGCCUUGUGUGGCUCCCUCUCAUGCACAGACUCGCCCAUGUUGAAAAUGUCUUCCACCCCGUGGAGUGCUCGUACUGCCACUGUGAGAGCAUGAUGGGGUUCCGGUACCGGUGCCAGCAGUGCCACAACUACCAGCUCUGCCAGAGCUGCUUCUGGCGAGGCCACGCCAGCGGCCCCCACAGCAACCAGCACCAGAUGAAGGAGCACUCCUCCUGGCUUAAAAAUCCCCAAACACUGCCCUUGCUGUCCUGCCCAGAAAGGUAACCAGUUCCCAUGGAUGCUGUGCUUACACAGGUAUUUUAUCCAGUGGCACCUUUAAAGACAGUAUUUCUUUAAGAGAAAAACACAUUAUUGCCAUUCUCCUGCCAGGUGUAAAUAUGUGCCUGGAAAACUCUUAAUUGAAAAACCUUAAAGAAAUCAUCUGAGCAAUAACAUGCAGCUUGAUAAUCACAGCUCAAGAAAUAAUGGACAGUUUUAUGCAGAAAAACCUAUUUUAUGGCAAAAGAUUAAAGCCAAACUUUUACUUAAAUUCAAAGAGAAGUUCAAAUGGUGAUUGGAUUAUAAUUAGUAAUUAUCUUCACAAGAAAGUGCCAUUAUAGCAUUGCUGUUAAAUUUAGAAAAUUGGGGCUGGAUACCAGUCAGGAGUCGGGAGAGAAAGGAAAAUUUAGCCUUAAAUAUUGUCCUUUUUAUAACUCUGUGGGUAUUAAACUUGUGGAAUGUUUAAUCUGAGCUAAGAGUAGGUUAUUAUUAUCCCCUUAAAGUGUACAUAAAUCCAGUCUGGGAUUUUUAGUAUGAAGGUGUAUCUAAGCCAUAGAAUUCCAGACUGGUUUGGGUGGGGAGGGACCUUCAGGCUCAUCCACCCCCUGCCACUAUCCCAGGUUGCUCCAAGCCCCCUCCAGCCUGGCCUUGGACACUGCCAGGGAUUUCAGGACGUGGUAAGGCAACCAGAAGGAGGCUAAAAUACUCCUGGCUCUAGCUCCAGAAACUGAUUUCUGAGCCUUUUGAACCAUUUGCUGCUUAUUUCAGGCAAAAAAGUGUUUAAAAUGGGCUGAAGAGUUCAGGGAUGUAUGAAAUUGUUUAUAGGAGACUGGGCUGUCUCCCAUAAACUGAGCCUGGAAGAGGGACCUUUGAGAGAGAGAUCUUUUCCAUAUCCAUUUCUUUGGAUUCUUUAACUUCUGCCACUCUUACGUGUUGACUUCACAAAACCUGAAAAUGAAUCCUGAUUUUAAAAAAGCAUGUCCUGGUGUUGGAUGUGGACUGUGCUGCUGGUUCAGUGACUCCCCUGUGUGUUUGCUCCACAAGAAUUCCUUGGGGGAAAGCCCAAGUGCUCCAGCUGAGCAGGUGCUCUGGGACAGGCAAACCAGGGAUUGGCUGUUCCCAGGUUUUCAGUGCAGCCACAACUGGUUCAGUCUUGCCUGGUGUAUUUUGGAGCCAUGUGACCUAGAAUAAGUACUAAUAAUAAGUACCUCAUACUUAUUAUUAAUGUUAUUAUUAACACACUUAUUAGUAAUUAUGCUUAUUGGGAAUGUUAUUAUUAAUACACUUAUUAUUAUAGGUUCUUUCUUCUGAAGUUCUGAACUGCCUUUGGUAGCUUUUUCAUGCUGUAAAUCACAUAAU